Molecule: messenger RNA, 1323 nt
Organism: Diachasma alloeum
Lineage: Eukaryota; Metazoa; Arthropoda; Insecta; Hymenoptera; Braconidae
Product: tigger transposable element-derived protein 2-like
Exons: 3
Coding region: 1-1323 (440 amino acids)
Cellular component (GO): nucleus
Molecular function (GO): DNA binding
Source: RefSeq, a predicted model, not a curated record
AUGGAGUAUGGUGCUUCAGUUGACACGGUGGCGAAUACUCUCCGUGUCCAUUCGACAACAGUCAGAGGUUGGAUCAAGAAUAAAGAGAAUUUACGUCAAUGGCAAAAUCACCAUCACAACGUCCUCCCAGCAAAGAGGAAACAGUUGAAGAAACCAGUGAAUAGUCUCGUAGAUGAAGCAACAUGGUUGUGGUUCCAAGAACGACGUUCUGUUGGGUGUCCUUUGAGUGGCUCAUUGGUUCGAAUGCAGGCACUCCGUUUUCAUGCAAGUCUUGGGGGUGCUGUUGAUUUUGGUGCAACUGAUGGUUGGUUGAAUACGUACAAGGUGGAAUUCGCUAAGAUGAUGGAGGAGGAGAAUUUAUCACCAGAUCAGGUUUUCAAUGCAGAUGAAACUGGGCUGAACUUCCGAGAAAUGCCGACAAAAACUUUAUCUGCAAAGUCAGAGCCUGAAGCUGCUGGGUUGAAAUGCCAGAAGGAGCGAGUAACUGUAAUGGCAUGCUCCAAUGCUCCAGCAUCAUUUAAACUGCCUCUAGUAGUCAUUGGAAAAUCAGCCAAGCCACGAGCGAUCAAAGAUCUCACAAACCUUCCUGUGUGCUACAAAUCCCAGAAGAGUGCUUGGAUGAUGAGUACACUCUUCACCGACUGGUUCAAGGAGGAAUUUGUUCCCCAGGUUACGGGUUUUUUGCUGAAGAGAGAUUUACCACUCAAAGCCGUUCUGCUGGUUGAUAACUGCGCUGCCCACCCACAACAGUUAUCUGUAGGAGAGAUACCGGUAGAAUUUCUGCCACCAAACACAACAUCCUUGAUCCAGCCCAUGGAUCAAGGAUGUCUUCAGACUUUGAAGCUAAUGUAUCGUCAGCAGUUAAUGGGAUUUAUUUUAGGUCGGGUGAACGCGGGGACGACACUGACUGAAGCCUUGAAGAAACUGACUAUCAGGGAGGUGGUUUUUUGGAUUUCCGAUGCCUGGAAACGAGUCCUGGACAAGACGAUUAUCAAGUUGUGGAAACCGCUUUAUCCUGAAAUUCAACAGAGGGUGGAAGCAGCCUCUCUAAGUAUCAAUGAGCAAAAUCUACGUGUUGUGCAUAAUCAAAAUAUGAAAAUGUGGAGAAGCUACUUUGAAAGAAGCCACUUCUUUCAAUUGUUGAGUCAGAUGGAUGAAUAUCGAGGAGUGGAUGACGCUGCUAUUGCAACAUGGCUUCAGUCUCCUACAACAAGUGACGAGAUCUUGGAUGAGAACGAAGUUUUUCAGAUUGUUCGAGAAGAGCUAGAAGAUGAAGUCGACGUUUCAAUAGAGGAAUUACCUCAGCAAAAAUCGAACAAGUGA